CUCACAGCCAGGCAGGGACAGUUUCUUUACGCGCAGUGUGGAGCUAAGGAGGACGGACUCUCAGUCUUUGCGCCCACAGCUGCGUCCAGCCCCGUUCAUUCCCCGCAUCUCUCUCUCAUGCACCAUGGGCUCUGUGCUGCCCGCCGACGCUCUGGCUAUGAAGCCCGGAUUUAAGUGCUCCGGGCGCUCGCUGUCUGAUGUGAUCACCUCGGACAUCCUGCACAGCUUCCUGUACGGCAGGUGGAGAAAUGUUCUGGGCGAACACCUAGCGGAGGAGCGGCAGAGCAGCAGCAGCCCCAAGACCGCCUUCACGGCUGAGGUUCUGGCCCAGUCCUUUCCUGGAGAGGUGCAGAAGCUCUCCAGCCUGGUGCUGCCCAGUGAGGUGAUCAUUGCCCAGAGCUCCAUCCCCGGAGAAGGCCUGGGGAUCUUUUCUAAAACCUGGAUCAAAGCAGGAACAGAGAUGGGUCCCUUUACUGGGAGGCUCCUGUCUCCUGAACACGUGGACCUGUUCAAAAACAACAACCUGAUGUGGGAGGUUUUCAAUGAGGAUGGCACAGUGCGGUACUUCAUUGAUGCCAGCCAGGAGGACCACCGCAGCUGGAUGACAUACAUAAAGUGCGCUCGAAACGAGCAGGAGCAGAACCUGGAGGUGGUGCAGAUCGGCAGCAGCAUCUUCUACAAAGCAGUGGAGACCAUCCCACCCGACCAGGAGCUCCUUGUCUGGUACGGAAACACGCACAACACAUUCCUGGGAAUACCCGGAGUUCCUGGAACGGACGAAGAACAUCAGAAGAAAAGCAGAAAUGAUGACGCCCAUUCCAGUGAGGGUCCCUCUUCGUGUUCUCCUCCUUCCUCCUCCACCACUUCCACUGGCCGGAUGCGCUGCGUCAUCUGCCACCGAGGCUUCAACUCCCGAAGCAAUCUGCGCUCCCACAUGCGCAUCCACACGCUCGACAAGCCCUUCGUGUGUCGUUUCUGCAACCGUCGCUUCAGCCAGUCGUCCACGCUGCGUAACCACGUCCGCCUGCACACCGGGGAGCGACCCUACAAGUGCCACGUGUGUCAGAGCGCGUAUUCCCAGCUGGCGGGCCUGAGGGCGCACCAGAAAAGCGCACGGCACAAACCUGUGGCGCACGCUUCCGACGCGCCCCCGCAGGUGUCCCCUCCUCCUGCACCCCAGAUGGCUACCAUUCAGCAUCAGAUGCCCCUGGUGCACCACAUCCCCACCAUGGUGCUAUGAUACCAAACAGCAGGUGAUGCUGUGGCAUCGGACACCGACGCACUUUAGACUUAGAGCUGUGGUGGAAGAGGGGCGGUUUAGUUUCUAUGAAGAGCAGAGUGGAUUUGUUUGUGAAACAUCUGAUUUGUAGGGGUUUCCUUAUUUGUAAUGUCUGCGCAUUUCACCAUCAUGAUGUUAUGGGGACUUAAAUCUAAGGAACAAAUUCUGUCCAGGAUGAUUUCUAUGUCUAGAGUCACAGGAAAAGAACAAAUGUGUUGAAUUUGAAAAACCGGGUGGCCAGAAAUAUGCUCUUAAACUUUCAGCAGCUCAGGAUAAAUUUCUGACAUUUUUUUUUAAACCAGCAGAUGUAAAAUCCAGAAUGUCCAAGCUGUACUCUCACUGUAAAAAAAAAAGAGGUCACUUUAAACUUGUAAAGAAUGAAGAUGUGUUAUUGUAUAAUUGUAUCAUGUGAAUGUAAAUACCUUUGUGCAUUCUUCUAUUCUAAAUAAAGGAUAUUAUGUUGUUAACCUUCA
This is a messenger RNA of Cyprinodon tularosa, 1752 nucleotides long. Its product is annotated as PR domain zinc finger protein 12-like. The transcript has 5 exons. Gene Ontology annotation, biological process: neurogenesis. Gene Ontology annotation, molecular function: histone methyltransferase binding. Bases 125 to 1240 code for a protein of 371 amino acids. The record is from RefSeq and is a predicted model, not a curated record. Gene Ontology annotation, cellular component: nucleus. Lineage: Eukaryota; Metazoa; Chordata; Actinopteri; Cyprinodontiformes; Cyprinodontidae.